This is a messenger RNA of Volvox carteri f. nagariensis, 1002 nucleotides long. RefSeq lists its product as uncharacterized. The transcript has 8 exons. The record is from RefSeq and is a predicted model, not a curated record. NCBI's taxonomy places the organism in Eukaryota, Viridiplantae, Chlorophyta, Chlorophyceae, Chlamydomonadales, Volvocaceae. The coding region runs from base 1 to 1002 and encodes 333 amino acids.
AUGGCUCCAUCAAAACUGUCCGCCAACGGCUUGCAGGGCAAAAUGGCAUUCCUUCGCGAGGACCUAAAACAUUUGUUUGACGACAAAGGCAUAGACGCCUCUGCCUACGAGGCAGUGGUGGACUUCCGCGACCCCAUCACGCGCUACUCCUCUCUGUCCGGCUACCUCUUCAACAUCGCCUUUCUGCGUGCCGCCUUCGACCCACGGUUCACCCUGCACGACAUGCGGCCUUCAUUGGACGAGCCGUACGGCAUCACCACCCGCUGGACCAUGUCCAUGCGCUUCACACCCGCGGCUGUGCUGCCCACCCGCACGUACUGGAACCCCACCAUCACCUUCACCGGCACCUCCACAUACGUCUUCAACCCCCUCAGCGGCAAGAUCUUCAGGCACAUCGAUACAUGGGACUCCAUUUCAAACCAGGAGUUUUUUUCGGUGGAAGGUUUCAUUGACUUUUUCAAGCAGCUGCUGUCAUUCUACACCACCCCUGAUCUUGAGACACCGGAGUAUGCCGUGCUCAGACGCAACCGCGACUACGAGGUACGACGGUACCAGCCGUACACGACAGUUUCUGUCAACCCCGCUGGCCCCGGCUUCCUGGGUAUCGGCGCCCUGGCUCGUUACAUCCGGGGGGAUAACGAUCAGGCCGCUCAGCUGGCCAUUACCACCCCCUUGCUGAGCGACUCCAGGGGAAGGAUCCGUUUUGUGAUUGGCGAGUCAGAUUUGAAGUCGUUUCCCUCCCUGCCGCAAUCCAGUAAUCCCUCCGUGUCGCUGGUUAGACAGGAGGGGGGGGUGGUUGCCGCACGGACGUUCGGUGGCUUUUCAACAGAGGAAGAGGCGGCCAGGCAAUUGGACGAGCUCAGGGCCUCCCUGGAGCGAGACGGUCUCAAACCCGCCGGCCAAACAUGGACCCUGGCCCGCUAUAACGACCCCGCCACUCCGGGGCCCUUCCGGCGCAAUGAGGUGCUACUGCCACUGAGAGAUUUCGACAUCUGGCAGUAG